This is a messenger RNA of Chenopodium quinoa (quinoa), 4132 nucleotides long. RefSeq lists its product as uncharacterized. The transcript has 16 exons. Lineage: Eukaryota; Viridiplantae; Streptophyta; Magnoliopsida; Caryophyllales; Amaranthaceae. The record is from RefSeq and is a predicted model, not a curated record. Bases 1886 to 3877 code for a protein of 663 amino acids.
UGAUUUUGGCUCUAGUUUUAUUUGAUUUGGGUUUGAUUACAUUUUGAGUUUUGGAUUUAGAGAUUUGUUGCUACUUUGAUUGAAUUAAUUUGAUGUUGUGGAAUGUCAAAUUUUUGGUGGAUGAAGAAUUAUUUAGUAAUAAUUCACAAUUAGGUUGUAUUUUGGUAUGAAAGAUUGUUCCUUUUGGUAGUGACCUAUUCGAUAAUUAAUUAUAUUCAGCUCAUAUUGGUGAUCUUUCUGCUUGAUUUAAAGGAUGGGUAUUGUCUUGAAUUCUGAUAAUGAAAAACUGCGCCGGGAAGAAUUGUGAUUAUACUGAUCAAUUGUUUUUCUGCUGUUUUGGUAUAAUUAAUUAUAUCAUGUCCAAGACUAUUAAACUUUUUUGAAGUUUGGCUCAUAAAUAUAGUAGUGUGUGCUCUCUUUAGAAGAAAAGGCAACAAAAUUCUAGUCUUUGACAUGUUUUGAGGCAACAAACACAUUUAGUAGGAACUAUGGAAAUUGAUAUAGACCUGAGUAAAAUUUGAAUGAAUUGGUGAUUAUAUUAUAUGUUCUUUAAACUGAUUAGUAUUUGCCUUAAGAUAGGAUGCAAUCGAUUGGAUGGUCUCUUGCAAAGCUUUUUUCUAAGGUGUAAGUUACUUAGGCUCGGUUACUCAUGUCUAACACGGGUAUGUGUCCAAGCGUCCAACUUGGCUAUUUUAUGAAAAAUAUUCCAAAAUUUAAGUGUCCAAGUGUCAUACCCAUGUCAUGGUGUUGAGGGUUCGACAUAGGUACUUAGAGUGUUAUGAAGAGUCCAAGUAACUUAAGGUGUGGUAAUUGUGGGGGUAGCUAGGUAGGGGUCUGCUGUUAGUUUUACCCCAAUGAAUAUCGAGAGACUGUUUUUGCUAUAAUCCUUGGCCAAAAAAGAGUAAUGAAUAGCAACACAAUGGCUGAUACAGUAAGAAAUUUGUUUUAAUUAGUUACAUUUCAAUUUUUAUGUUUAUCCAAAUACUGAGAUCUUGUCAACUGAAGCAAAACUAUAUCAUUGUAUAUUUAUGCCUUCCUCCAAUCUGUAAAUGAGGUUCCUGUUCUUGUUUAGUCACAAUUUUUACCAUAUACUUAGAUACACAUUGGUUUGUCCUGUCAUCACAUGUUGAGAUGACGCGUUCAAGGCUUUCAGGCUUAGUUUGGUGGCUCCCUUUGUGCUGUCAAGUGGCGCAAACAGUGUGUUUGCUACUCUUUCGUUCCAUCUUUUCUGUAGUUUGGCUAAGAAAAUUUCCCCUCGACUAUGUACUACAAUUUGUUUUGCCAAAUACCAGUGCCUCUGUCCCCCUUGGUUUAGUUUUCCAGCUUGAGUACAAGCUAUGUGUUUUGCUUUUACACAGAUAAGGUCAUGCUGUGAUAUGCAUGCUUUAUGUUGCUAAACUUGCAAAUACAUAUCUUCAGUAUUCUUAUGUUUUCUUCUUUGAUUGUUGCUGAUGUCCUUUAUUAUAUACCUGAGGGUAAAGAUGGGCAUGGGCCGUGCCGGCACGGCAUGGCACGGCGGCCCACCUGUGGGCUGUGGGCCGUGCCGUGAACAAAAAUCUGGGAAUCGGCACGAGCACGGCACGAGGCACGGUGGCCGGCCCGUGGGUCGGCACGACACGUGGCACGGUCUGGCACGGCAGUGGUUCCAUUCCAAGUCCCACUCGAAGUGAACAUAGUUCUUGUUGGGUUCAAUAGUGAUGGAGGCUAUAGGUACUCACUGGACUUGCACAAAUUGCAAGAGUUCCUAAAAAUAGGCUUUCCAACUCAUCGACCCUCCUGCUUGGAGACUGGAGAGCCUCUGGAUAUUGAACAUCAUCUUGUCUACAAUGUCUUACCUGCUGGAGAAGUAGAACUAGUAUCUCUCGAGAAGGUGUUAAAGGAGGCUAUGGUUCCUGCUGGAACAGCUAGAGAGACUGAAUUUGGGAAAGAAGUGCCGGCAUAUGAUGUGGAAGCAACAGCUGUGGAGCCUAUUUUUGAGCAGCUGUAUUCCUACAUAUUUGGUGUUGAGAGUGCGGGAUAUACUGCACCAGAGAUUGACCGACCAGUGCCAACUGCAAUAUUUGUUCUGAAUUUUGACAAGGUCAGAAUGGAUCCUAGGAAUCAGGAUAUUAAUCUUGAUGAUUUAGUGUAUAGUAGAAUUACACAACUUUCAGAAGAUGAUAUGAAGAAGCAAGAAGGGGAUUACAUAUAUCGAUAUCGUUAUAAUGGAGGAGGAGCAUCUCAAGUUUGGCUGAGCUCAAGCAGAUUCGCUGUCAUUGACUUGUCAGCAGGUCCUUGCACAUAUGGCAAGAUUGAAACUGAGGAAGGAAGCAUCAGUUCAAGAACUCUCCCACGCAUACGUAACAUGUUUUCGAAGGAGUUAAGUGCUGCUGCUGUUCAUUUAAGCCAUGAUGUAUUUGUUGGUCAACUUGGAGCACUAAUUACAACCACAGUUGAGCAUGUUCUAGCUCCAGAUGUUAGGUUUGAAUCUGUUGAUAUGACGAGAAGGUUGCUGAUACCUAUCAUUGUCCUACAGAAUCAUAAUCGUUACAACAUCAUGACUAAAGGCCAUAACUACAGUAUUGAUGUUGAAGCAAUUAAAGAAGAGGUCAAGAAAAUGGUCCAUCAAGAUCAAGAAGUGGUGAUUGUUGGGGGUACAUAUCCAUUACAUCAGCAUGAGAAGUUGGCCGUUGCUGUCUCCAAAGCAAUGCGGGGACAUUCAGUCCAUGAAACAAAAACUGAUGGACGUUUUCAUGUCCAAACAAAAACAUAUGUUGAUGGUGCUAUUCUUAAAGAGGAAAUGGAAAGGUCAGCUGAUGUCCUUGCUGGCGGUAUAUUAGACGUGGCUGAUCCAUCUCUUUCAAACAAAUUUUUCCUUCGCCAGAGUUUCAUGGAUGAAUCAGCUGAUUCAAGUGAUUCCAUUUUGAAGCACAAACCUCUUUGGGCUACUUACAGCAGCAAGUUCAGUGCCCAAAAGAGAAAGAAGACUAUAAAGAAAGAGGGGAAUUUAUACAGGACCUAUGGGACCAGAGUCAUACCAAUUUUUGUGCUCUCAUUAGCUGAUGUCGAUCCUCACCUUAUGAUGGAAGAUGAAAGCUUGGUUUGGACAAGCAAGGAUGUUGUCAUUGUACUUGAGCAUCAAAGUGCAAAUAUACCUCUAAGCUAUGUUUCUGAAAUGGAAAGGAGGCAUGCUCUUCCAUCACAAGCACAGCGUCAUAUAUUGGCAGGCCUUGCUUCAGCUGUUGGUGGGCUAAGUGCACCUUUUGAAAGGGCUUCUCAUGUACAUGAAAGGCCAGUGUUAAAUUGGCUUUGGGCAGUUGGUUGUCAUCCUUUUGGACCAUUUUCCAAUACUUCGAGAAUCAGUCAAAUGCUUCAUGAUGUUGCACAAAGGAACACAAUAUAUGCUCAUGUUGAUUCUGCACUCCGGAGGAUCAGGGAUACAUCACAGGCUGUUCAAGCUUUUGCUGGGGAUUACCUGAAGACUCCUCUUGGAGAACCAGUAAAGGGAAAAAAGAACAAGUCAACGACUGAACUUUGGGUGGAGAAAUUCUACAAAAAGACCACCCAUCUUCCAGAACCAUUUCCACAUGAAUUAGUUGAAAGACUGGAGAAAUAUUUGGACGUCCUCGAGGAACAGCUUGUCGAUUUGUCGUCCCUACUGUAUGACCAUCGGUUACAAGAAGCACAUUUCAAUAGUACAGAAAUUCUGCAAUCAUCAAUGUUCACGCAGCAGUAUGUUGAUAGUAUCCUGGCCAGCGAGCGCGAGAAGAUGAAAUGCUGCAAUAUUGAAUACAAAGCCCCUAUCCAGACAUCUCAAACAUUUAUAUAUGGGGGAAUUCUUAUUGCUGGGUUUCUUGUAUAUUUUCUUGUCAUUUUUUUCUCGAAUCCAGUUCGCUAAUCAUAGUUUAAGUUAGCUGAGAUUACUUGUUUACCCAUCUCACCACCUGAAUACAGUUUUCAUGAGGCUUCUUCUCAAGUUUAGCGCAAAUUUACACUGUCCUAGGUAUUGUGGGCUCAUUAUUUCUUAAAAAAAAAAAGGUCAUUAUUAUUAUAGCAAUACAUAGUGUUUGAUUUUUCUUUGCCAACUUAUGUGCAGAAUUUCCUACAUCACAAAAGUUUAAAACAAUUACUGUAAUUCUUCUUUUUUUCUUCA